Messenger RNA from Coprinopsis cinerea okayama7#130, 1353 nucleotides. RefSeq names its product 614/534 cytochrome P450. The transcript is spliced from 10 exons. Lineage: Eukaryota; Fungi; Basidiomycota; Agaricomycetes; Agaricales; Psathyrellaceae. The coding region runs from base 1 to 1353 and encodes 450 amino acids. Gene Ontology annotation, molecular function: oxidoreductase activity, acting on paired donors, with incorporation or reduction of molecular oxygen; monooxygenase activity; iron ion binding. The record is from RefSeq and is a predicted model, not a curated record.
AUGCCGCCGAGUCCUGUGUACCUCGUCGCGACGUCUUUGGUUGCGAUUUGGGUCUCCUACCUCGAAGGCCCCAAAAUAAGCUACGCCAUCGCCGACGCCAGUGCUUCCAAAGAAAUCCUCUCCUCCCGCUCCCGAUUCCCCAAACCCGUUGAGCUCUACGACAAGUUGGAGAUUUAUGGACCUAGUGUUGUGACUACUGAGGAUGAGGAGUGGAGGAAGUAUAGGAGGUUGGUGGCUCCGGGUUUUACGGAUAGGAAUAAUAGGUUUGUGUGGAGGGAGAGUGUGAGGGUUGUGAGGGAGUUGGUUGGGGAUGUGUGGGGGUGGAAGGAGGAUGGGGGAGGGCAGAGGGUGGUAGUUGAGCAUUGUAAUGAGAUUACGUUGGCGAUCGCGCUUUCGGUACUUGGUUCUGCUGUAUUUGGAGCCAAGACAUCGUGGAACCAGGAAAACGAAGUUGCCGGUGGAGGGCAUAAGCUUACGUUCAAGAAAGCGAUACAUGAUGCGUGCGGGAAUAUUAUGAUGAAAGCUGCUAUACCGGAUUGGCUCUUGGGGAUGGGGGUUAGUGAGAGGUUGGAGGGGAUUCGGGUGUCGUUUGAGGAAGUUGGGGUGUAUAUGAAGGAGAUGCUUCGUGAGCGAGUCGAGUCGGGGGAUAUGGACCGGGAUGAUCUCUUUAGUAUUCUGUUGAAGAAUACGAGGGGGGAGGUGAAGAGUGAGACAUUGGAUGAUGUGGAGCUGUUUGGGAAUAUUUUCAUUCUGUUGGUUGCUGGACAUGAGACGACUGCGCAUGCGCUGUGUUUUGCGUUUGCGCUGCUGGCUUUGUAUCAGGAUGAGCAGGAGGCGCUGUAUGAGCAUAUCAAGUCUGUUCUGCCCGAUGGGAGGGAUCCGGAUAGUGUCUUCAACGAAGCCCUCCGCCUCUUCCCACCCGUCCCAUGGGUCCCCAAAUACGCCGCCGAAGACACCACUUUGGUCAUUGGAAAUCCAAAAGGAGAAACUAAAACGAUCGCGAUACCAAAGGGGACUAAUUUGUCUGUUGAUAUGGCUGGUCUUCACUACAAUCUGCUAAUUUAUGUAACUGGUGUCGUUGGGGAUGCAGCGCGGUACUGGAAAGAUCCGCAUGCGUUCAAACCGGAGCGAUUUUUGGGUGAAUGGGAUAAAGACGCGUUUAUUCCGUUUAGUGCUGGGGCUCGGGCGUGUCUUGGUCGAAAAUUCUCCGAAACGGAAGCCGUAGCAGUCAUUACGAUGCUCAUCCAGAAAUACAAGGUGACGGUUCUGGAGGAACCUCAGUUCGCUUCGGAGACGUUUGAGCAGAGGAAGGAGAGGGUGCUUGCUACCACUGGUGGUGUAACGCUGACGUGA